Messenger RNA from Condylostylus longicornis, 1095 nucleotides. RefSeq names its product UV excision repair protein RAD23 homolog B-like. Gene Ontology annotation, biological process: proteasome-mediated ubiquitin-dependent protein catabolic process; nucleotide-excision repair. Gene Ontology annotation, cellular component: cytosol; nucleoplasm. The record is from RefSeq and is a predicted model, not a curated record. Lineage: Eukaryota; Metazoa; Arthropoda; Insecta; Diptera; Dolichopodidae. The transcript has a single exon. Gene Ontology annotation, molecular function: damaged DNA binding; proteasome binding; ubiquitin binding. The annotation marks the transcript as partial.
AUGAAAAUAACAAUCAAAACGUUGAGGCAGCAGGUGUAUCACAUAGAAUCGAAUGAAAGUGAAACGGUUCGAAAUUUAAAGGAAAAAUUGGAAAUAUUGUCAAAUUAUAUUUUGCCAGCUAAUCGAAUGAAAUUAAUUUAUAGCGGAUUGAUUUUAGAAGACGACAAACUUUUGUCUGAAUACAAUAUAGAUGAAAAAAAAUUUAUGGUUGUAAUGAUUCGUCCUGAAAAUAGUAAUUUUAACAAUAACAUUUCAACUUCAACUUCGCAACAUAAUAACGAAGGAAACUUGACUGAAGUAAUUACGAUUUCAUCGCAACAAUCCAUUAAUUCUAUACAAAGUAACAAUGAACAACAAAUACAACCAAUACUAGAAGAAUCAUCUCAACCAUCAAAUAUACUUGAAUAUACUCAAAGUUUAACAGAUCCAAUUGAAAUUGAAAAUGCUAUUUCUAAUGUAAUGAAUGCUCUUAGAUUUAGUCGAAAUGAAGUUGAACAAGCAUUUAAUAUUAGUUUUAAUAAUCCAUAUCGUGCAGUUGAUUAUUUAUUGCAUGGAAACUCUUGUAUUGAAGUACAAAAUCAAAUUGAAACUAAUUUAUCUCAUAUUGAAAAUAUUAAUGAACAAGUUCAACAAUCAGCAAUAUCAGGAAAUACAAAUUCUCAAUAUCAGGAAUCAAAUCAACAAAAUGCUACAGAACAAAUUCAUAGAUCAUCACCAUUAGAUUUUUUACGUAAUAAUCCACAAUUUCAACAAAUACGUGUAUUGUUACAACAAAAUCCGUCAAUGAUUGAUUUUGUUAUUCAACGAAUUGGUGAAACAAAUGUUGGUCUACUUGAAUUAAUUAGUCAAAAUCAAGAUGAUUUUAUUGAUAUGAUAAAUGAACCAAUACAAUUUCAUAAUAAUUCUACAGUUGUUAACGAAAAUGAUACUGUAAAUGAGAACGGUGUAGUUACAAUCAGUGGAAAUGAUUGGAAUGCAAUUACAGGAUUAAUGGAAUUAGGUUUUUCGGAAAGUGAAUGUGUUGAGGCAUAUUUAGCUUGUGAGAGAAAUGAAGAAAUUGCUGCUAAUUAUUUAUUAAGCAAGGAUGAUAAUUUA